Synchiropus splendidus (mandarinfish) is the source of this 3641-nucleotide messenger RNA. RefSeq names its product prostaglandin I2 receptor (gene ptgir). The coding region runs from base 281 to 1372 and encodes 363 amino acids. The transcript has 3 exons. Gene Ontology annotation, cellular component: plasma membrane. The record is from RefSeq and is a predicted model, not a curated record. Lineage: Eukaryota; Metazoa; Chordata; Actinopteri; Syngnathiformes; Callionymidae. Gene Ontology annotation, molecular function: thromboxane receptor activity; prostacyclin receptor activity. Gene Ontology annotation, biological process: negative regulation of smooth muscle cell proliferation; inflammatory response; positive regulation of cytosolic calcium ion concentration.
GCGGCUCAGUCUCAGCUGCACUCUCACUCCGGAGGAGCGGAGACGCGCUUCUGUCCACAACUCUGGAUAAACACCUGAACUCCGGCGCGUAAAUCUCCAGAUAUUCCCCGUCGCCUCGUAAGGGAAAGCGCGAGUUGCGCGUCCUGGCGUGAGAGGAUUCAGGGAGUGUCGGAGCUGCAGGCGCGCGCUUUGAAUGAAUCAUGAACUGUGCCCUCAAAUGACGCCUGCUGACACACAGUGAUUCCACAUUGUUGCCCCGUUGAUCUGGACUGGCGCAAGCAUGACGUCCGACGACCUGUGCCACAACGUCACCUGCACCAACAACAUGACGGUGAAGGAUGAUGGGAAGCCCUCGGUCAGCAUCAUCAUGUUCCUGGCCGGCGUGGUGGGGAACCUUCUGGCCCUCUUCAUCCUGGGCGUUCACCAGAAGGAGCACCGCUCCCGCUCCUCCGUCUUCUGCAUCCUGGUGACUGGUCUGGCUCUGACGGACCUGCUGGGCACCUGUCUGCUCAGCCCUCCCGUCUUCAUCUGCUACGCCCGGAACAUCUCCCUCAUCGGGCUGGGCGACGUCAGCCUCUGCAACCUGUUUGGCUUCGCCAUGAGCUUCUUCGGCCUGGCCCCGACUCUCAUCCUGUGUGCCAUGGCUGUGGAGCGCUGCCUGGCCAUCAGCCACCCGUACUUCUACUCCCAGCACAUCCGGCCCAGCUUCGCCAAGCUGGCGCUCUUCUUCAUCUACCUGUUUUCCCUGGGAUUCUGCCUGCUGCCGUACAGCGGCUUUGGCAAGUUCAGGCAGUACUGUCCUGGCACCUGGUGCUUCAUCGACAUGGACGCCGACCAGGAGGCCGACCCCGGCCUGGUGCUGGCUUUCUCGCUGUCUUACUCCACUCUGAUGGCGCUGCUGAUAUUUGCCGUGUUUGUGUGCAACGGCUCCGUCAUCAUCAGCCUCUGCCAAAUGCACCGCAGCCAGCUGAUUCGACGUGGCUCCAUGGGGCCCGCAGGACGGAGAAGGAAGAUGAGCCUGGCCUGGUUCGGUCACGGAGAGGAGGAGAUGGACCACCUGGUUCUGCUGGCGCUCAUCACUCUUAUCUUCGUGGUCUGCUCCCUGCCGCUCACGAUUGCAGGCUUCAUGAGCGCCAUUCACCCGUUCUGCGGAGAUCGCACCAACCUGGUGGCCUUCCGCUUCUACGCCUUCAACCCCAUCAUGGAUCCCUGGGUCUUCAUCAUCUUCCGCAAGUCUGUGUUUCGCCACCUCUGCUCCAUCCUCAGCUGUCGCAUCAGCAAAAGAGCGGUGAAGAGCGCCACUCACUGCGCUCUUUCUUUACCCAUGGAUAACCAUAUUCCACGCCACCCCUGCGACACAACGCCAUCCUAGACUGGCGUCUGGCGCUUUGGAUUUUUGGUUGAGAAAUACCGCAACCCAGAAGAGACCAGUGACUUACUCUCCUUGAUGAAGACAGUGAUAGAAUUACUGUUUCUUGCACUGAGGAACUCCAUGGACCAAGAGUUUUAUUUAACGUUGUUGUCUUAUCGCUCGAAACACAUGGCUGCAUGCAAGUGAAGAGAUGUGGUGAAGAUGUACAGAUGUACUGUUUCAAGAUUUUGGGAUUAUUGCAGAAGCGAUCUGACUCACGAAGCGUUGGAUCCUCACACUCACUGCUCACUGGCUCACUACCUCUGUUGCUUGUUGUGUCUUCAGUACUGUGGCAGUACAGUACAGUACUGGCAGAUGAGGUCUCAUUAAACAGUAUCGCAGGGUUGAUGAAACAGUGUCCUAAUUGUCAGAGGCCUCUAGAUGGCACUGUCUUGGUUUAGAAAUUUGUUGUUCAAGUCCAACAUUAUACAGAAGACAGUGCCAUCUGGUGGCUUCUGAACAUCAGGACACUGUUUCAUGAAGUCUCAUCAAGCCUUCAGUACUGUGUCACGAAACCUCAUCUACCUGUCACUACUCAUCAGCAGUGUUGUCUCUAAAUACUGUCAUGUGGUCUUGUAUUGAAUGCAUGAACAAACCAGGAUUGAAAAAUCUCGGCUUGAAAGGUCCAAACCAAGCCUGCUAUUGAACGGUGUCCACGAGAGCUGCGCUUGAACCACCUCCUCCUUUGCACAGUUCACUAGCACGGGACGGUUGAUCUCCAUUCCGGGCUCGUUCACUGUCAAAGAUGAUCCCACUAGUCAGACCCGCGAAGACAUGCCACGUCCACGCUUGCCAGGCUUCAUCCAAAAUCUGCAAACGUCACCACAUUGGAAUUUCAGUUGCACAAUUGGUGACAGUGAAGCCACAUCUUGGGGAACCAAAUGCUCUUCAAUAAAUAAGGUGCAACUGUUCUGGGCACUCUAGUUUCCUCCCAUAAUCCAAGAGCAUCCCAAGUGGUGGGAGAACUCCAAGAAUUCUUUUCCUACAUCUUUAUCCUAUGGGUGCUGAAAGAAUGGAACAGAUUGUGUGCAGUGUCCUGUGGUCAAACCAGCAACUGGAGUCGUAACUUGUCGAUCGCAUGCGUGUUUGUCGUCUGAACUACCUAGAAUUUUCCACUUGCUGAGUUGUCAGCCUCUGUUGCUGCAGAUGCUGCUGUGGGCUAAUGCUUCUUCUGCUGUUUUUUUGUGUGUGACUGUGUUUCUCAUCAGGUUUAUUUAUGUGCUAUGAUGUGACGUUAUGUGCCGUUGUGCAAUGUCGCGCUGUGCUUUUUUCAGGCUUGGUUACACGUUCACAUUUCUGAGAUGCUCCUCGUGCGUGAGUCCAUCAAAGUAAACAGUAUAUGACCACGUGCACAUUUAUGUAUAUUCAGGGUAUUUUUGACCAUUAAAUCAUUGCAACAACCGAUGUAAAAUAAAUAGUAUUAAUUCACCUGCAACUUCUUUAUUUAUUACAGAUAACAAUGCUGCAAAUACUAAGAAAAAUACUGCAAGUGUAUGCACAUUGUGUAAACACAGAAAGUCUGUGCUUCAUCUCCGUUUAUUCAUGGACCACGAUAGUCACAAGACCUGUGUCGGUCUGCGGUGGAUGUUGUAUACAAAAGAAGGAUAAACACAGAAUGAUCGUGAUGAAGUUGCCAGGGCUUGUAUUUUACUGUGGACUCGUUGGUGGCAUUCACUUUAUGACUUUGUGGGCUAUUUUUAACACGUGUUUAAGGUCUUUUUUAACCCAUAAAUGUUGAUUUCUGAGGGGAAAGGCACUUGCAUGUAUUAAUGUCAUACCAGGAUGAACGCUUGAAGUGAUUUAAGAUUAGUACAUUUGUAAAAUAAGUAUCUUAUUUUGGUUAAUUGUUUACGAUGCUUCAGUUGACAUUAAUGUGGUGUUUGCAUAAUUUCAUAUCCGCUUUGUGAUGAAGUGUCGAUGACGUGACAUGAUCGCCUCCUUGUGGUUAUCUGUGUUGAUUUUUUUUUUUUUUGGUUUUUCACCAAGUCUCAAAGUCGAGCCACUAUUCUACAUAGUCGUAGUGGAGCAGGAAAUAAGUACAAAACUAUCAAAGACCAGCUUUCAAUUUGUUAUGAUUCGAAACUUCGGCCUUCAAUAGAAAAAAUAAGACAUAGGUUGGAGAAGUACUGAAAGUUUAAUUCAAAAAGAGGAAAUAAUAGCUUUCACUUUCGAAAGUCCAAACAUCACUGAAUAGAGGUGCUGGUUGCGUAUGUUUUGGAAUACAACGGCG